CCCAGAGGCUACCAACUCUCCCCACUGCACAUCACAUCACAAAGCCGCACAACACCCCGACCUGGUACAAGACCCUCCCUCUUCGGUGUUUUGCAUCCGUGUGACGCAGUAAAUUAAUUGAUUUUGAUUUGUCUCUUGCUUCUCCUGAUCUUUCGUUGGAAGCAUCUUUGCUUCGCAUUGCAGUUGAAAUCAAUUCUUUCGUCAUUUAAGAGCCUCCCCUAGCUAGGCGCAUCGCAUCGCCGUGGCUAAUUGCCGAAUUUACGUCUAUCGACAUCAAGCGCAUUUCUCAAACACCUCAGCAACAACAUUCACACUACAAUAUCUUUUCCUCAGUAGGCCCCUUUCAGGUCUCUUCUGAAGAACAGGAUUGCGCUGCUUAUAGCGAGCUGCACCUUGCGUUCCCCAGAGCCAAGGUCAUCCGUGUAUAAAGAACUGCGAUCGGAGCACACCUGCUUGACGACGCCAUCUCAGCGACUUCGACAGUUGAGGAUCCACCUCUUCGCAUAUCCUAAUCAAACCCACCGACCGGACUACGUUCAUAAAAUCAUGUCGAACCCGGCCGUUGGAAACGUCUACCAAGCUAUCAUUGACGAGGUCGUCAAUAGUUCGCGAGUUGAUUUCGAGGAGAGCGGCGUUGAAGAAUCAGUGCUAGAGGAGCUGCGACAGGUAAGAGAUGUACUUUUCGUCGAGUUUCGUGUUUUGCCUGCAAUUCUCGUUGAUUCUCGGGAAUCACCAAAGAAUGGGUGAGAGAAGCCUAUGGCAUCAACAAAGACGAGUGUCGAUUUGUUUCAACUCCGCACACUAUCAUAUUCCAGGAAUAUGGCGUGACCAAAGACAGCAGGUUCUGUCAAGUAGCAGCACUCUCUUUCGAGAUGACCUCUAGAGCUGAAGAUCGACUCCUGGUCGAAGCGGAGCGCAUCGCAGGCAGUAUUGCGAGGGGGGGGGGCAGUGGGAGAUGGCGGGUUACGGGGAGGGCGAGGGGGCGAUACAGCACUAUUUGGGUCUUUUAAGCCCAUAGCCCCUGCUGCGACUGCCACUUACCUUGUGACUCCUUCCGCCGACACCCGCUGCUUUUUGAUUGGCUCGCUCGAACUGUGUCUCCUCCAUCAUCUCAUACCCACUUGUACACGCCAAAUCAUCCUAUCACCACCACAACACGCCUGUCGUACACUUGCACUGCCUCACCCCUUGCCCACCCACCAAUUUGGCUGCCCAUUCUCUCCGUUUUUUCUGAUCAAAUCCAAACUUACUUUGCACGUCUUGUCUCUAACUGAGCCUGUUCUUUCACUGCUUCACCAGUGAGCUGCGACAUGUGGCUUAAGCACACAGGCCGUUGAUAGGCUCGUGCCAUGAUUAACCCGAAUCUGGUUCUUUUGUUUGAUGGAUACUUGAUGUAGAAAACGGCUAACAUGGCUUCAAAACCAGGGAUGGCAGCAAAAGCUCACUCAGCUUCAUGUCGCCCAGUUCCCUUGGGACCCCAAGCCUGACCCCCCCCCACAAGCUCCGCCAGCUGCCGUUCCACCAGCUCAGACUCAUGCUCAAGCUCAAUUCUCGCCUCAGCUAAGCAACCCAACUGGUCUUUCUUUACCGGGAAUGGCCCAACCCCAGGUGCAGAAUGGUAUCAAGCCCGAAGGUAACAAUAUCAAGACCGAGCCUCACGUACCUAUCAAGCAGGAACCCGGCUUACAGGAUAAUACGAUGACCUACCAACAGUACAAUAACAACACCAACAUCAACAUGAAUGACAACAAUGUAGCUGCCAAUCGUGCCGCUCAGCAAUUGCAGGCUCAGUAUGGACAGCGAGCCGCCAGCUCUAUCAACGCCCUUCACCAGCAACAAGGCCACUCUCAGCAGAACCAGCAACAACCGGCUCUACCGCAGCCACAUCAGCAGCCACAGCCCGGCCUGACCCAGCAACAACAGCAGCAGCAGCAGAUAUAUCGUCAGCAAAUGGCCGCCGCAACUGCCCAACAGCAACCGCAACAUCCGGCCAACGGUCAGCCCCACAUUCAAAACGGUCAGACUGAUGGCGCUGGCGAUCUGGAAGAAUUUGAUGGUGUACUCAUGCAACGAGCUGCUGAUGGCAAUUUGCAUGAACUCGGGCGAGUUGAGAUUGACCGUAUGCUGCAUGAGAAAAUCCUUGCCCAGGCCAAGAGCAUGGAGGGCGGCGGUCUGAUGCUUCCUUUGAAAGAGGCAACUCGAACUUCUUCGGUCUCGACAUCACGCAAGAUCAAGGGCAAGCAACCUGCCGCAUACGACGGAGGUGACGACGACGACGAAGAUGAUGAAGAUGCCAUCAACUCUGACCUCGAUGACCCAGAAGAGGACCGAGACGACGAUGAUGUUGAUGACGAGGGGCUUGGCAAUAUCAUGUUGUGCAUGUACGACAAGGUUCAGCGGGUCAAGAAUAAGUGGAAGUGCACUCUCAAGGAUGGAGUUCUGACCGUCAACGGCAAGGAAUAUGUGUUUCACAAGGCUACUGGUGAAUAUGAAUGGUGAUUUCAGACCGACUCGCUUGGAAAGCGACGGGGUUUUGGACCUUGCGGCCAGAUCGGCGGCGGGGUAUUGGGAAACAACAUCAAAACAAAGCCAACGAGGGACAAAGCUAUUCGGUUGAUUGCAGCAGCAAAAAUUUAUGAAGACGGUCGCGGGUCAUGUGUACUUGCGGUGAAGAAAACUCGAGGUUGCGGAUGCCACAGCGCGGCCAACAGAUUGCGACCGUAUCAGAUUAUCUUACGGCAGCUUCUGUUUCCUAUUGGGGCCAUUGAUCCCUGCUUCUAAAUCAAUAAGCUAAGUGGUAUAGCAAUAAUAACAUGGGUAGCUUAUUGAAUUCGUGGUGUGUGCACUUGAUGAAAGCAGUUUAAUGGCUUGUCCUCAACCAGGCCCGGAGCAAUUGAAGCUGAAUGACAUACAAGAUGUCAGUAUGAUAAGCUUGGCAAGAGAACGACAGCACAAGCGUCCGCCGUAAUCGGCUCAAAAAAAAGGGUAUUUUGAACCGGACGAAGUAAGAGGUUGAGGUGGAAGGAUUCAUGUAUGUUGGUAGUCAACCUCACCACUUCCAAAACACGCCGUGUUUUGCUUAGACGUACAUAGAACGAGUAUUGUACAAAACAACCAUGCGAAGUGGGUCACGCCUAACCUAUGUAGAGCUAGACUUAUGCUGUUGGUCCGUAGCAGUGGGAUUGUACUAAGAAGGGCGGGUGGGCAGUGAGGGUGAGAGGUAAGCUAAGCAAUGGAAG
Molecule: messenger RNA, 3239 nt
Organism: Fusarium verticillioides 7600
Lineage: Eukaryota; Fungi; Ascomycota; Sordariomycetes; Hypocreales; Nectriaceae
Exons: 2
Coding region: 1594-2499 (301 amino acids)
Biological process (GO): transcription initiation at RNA polymerase II promoter; transcription by RNA polymerase II
Cellular component (GO): transcription factor TFIIA complex
Source: RefSeq, a predicted model, not a curated record